Molecule: messenger RNA, 1035 nt
Organism: Linnemannia hyalina
Lineage: Eukaryota; Fungi; Mortierellomycota; Mortierellomycetes; Mortierellales; Mortierellaceae
Source: the annotation of a GenBank genome assembly
AUGACCGCCUCCAACAACCAGUUCUCCAACACUCGCGUCCUUGUCGCCCAGAUCCCCGAGGGUGUUGCUCCCAACAAGAGCCACUUCCGCACCGUCACUGUCACCGAAGACAAGCCCGAGCUCGAAGACGGAGCCAUCUUUGUCAAGAACUCUGUCUUGUCCCUUGAUCCUUACAUCAAGUACGACUUCUCGAGCGGAAACGAAGAGUCACCCGUUGCAGGAUUCGGCCUCGGCAAGAUUGUCGACUCCAAGAACCCAGCCUUCCCAGUCGGCUCCACCUUCUUUGGACCUGUCCGCUGGGAGUCGUACAGUCACCUCACUAAGGAGCAGGGACUCGGCGAGUCAAUCAACCUGGACGCUGGACUUGACAAGGAUCUGCCUCUUUCGGUCUACAAUGGCGUCCUUGGUCUCUCUGGCUUUACCGUUUGGGACUCAUUGAAGCGCCUCGGAAACUUGAAGAAGGGUGAGACCAUCUACAUCUCCAGUGCUGCUGGUACUUUGGGCCUGCUGGCUGGACAGUUGGCCAAGCGCCAGGGUCUUCGCGUCAUCGGAUCCGCAGGCUCAGACGAAAAGGUCGCCUACCUCACGAGCGAGCUCGGAUUCGAUGCCGCCUUCAACUACAAAACCCAAGACCGCCGCUCCGCAUUGACCGAGGCCGCACCUCAGGGUCUCGACAUCUACUACGACCUGGUCUUUGACGACACCGUCGAUAUCGCCCUCGACCUCCUCAACCCCCACGGCCGCAUCAUCUCUGUCGGCACCCUAGCCUUGCACCAGGGUCAGGAGCCUGCCGCGCCCAAGAACCUGAUCAACGUCCUGAUGAAGCAGUUGCGUUAUGAGGGGUACAUGGUCUAUGAGUACUUUGACCAGUGGGAGUCGUUCUGGAAGGAGGUCACUCCCUUGGUCAAGAGCGGUGAGAUCAAGUUUGCAGAGACGGUUAUUGAAGGCGAGCUGGAUAUUGUUGCUGAGACUUAUGGUCGUUUCUUGCAGGGCGGAUAUAAGGGCAAGGUCAGCGUCAAGAUCGCCGAUCUCUGA